Messenger RNA from Maudiozyma saulgeensis, 1686 nucleotides. The record is from the annotation of a GenBank genome assembly. Lineage: Eukaryota; Fungi; Ascomycota; Saccharomycetes; Saccharomycetales; Saccharomycetaceae.
AUGGACCUCAUAUUACAAGAACUGCUACCAGCUGACGAUAUCAGGAUCGAUGAACAACAUGCAUACUGUGUAAAGGCAUUAGAGAAAAUUUUACAAUCUGAUAAGAAGGAUUAUAUGAACUAUUUUUCCUCUAGAGCUGAAAGUGGGAGUAUUGUAGAAGAUAUUGCAGAGCUGGAUGCACAUAUGGCAACAUUAGAAAGACAAGUUCGUUCAUUGUUGAUUGAAAACAAGAGUUAUGUGAUAGAUACUAUAAUGAAUAAAUCUAAGGAAACAAUAACAUUAGAAGAAAUUAGUAACGAACUAGAACAAUUAUGGGAAUUGAACUCUGGUUCAGAGGCUCCAGUUGAAAAUGAAGAAGAUAAACCAAACGAAUAUGAUGGGAAAAACUCCUCUCUCUUAGAAGAUUUCUUAAUGGAAUCAUCUAAUGAUAUUAACUCUGAUAGUAAUAGUAAAACCAAAAAGAUUGAGGAUGAUGAAUUUCACAGGGCCUUGAAGACAUUAAGACAAAGAGUAAUUGAUAAAAAUGAUAAUGUCAAAUCAAAUUCUAAUACUAAUUUAACAAUGCUGUUUGAAAAUUUAACCAGCAUAACUGACCUAAUGGAAUUGCCUUCUUUAGCCCAAACAUGCAUUAAAACAGGUCAUUAUCAAGAAGCAAUCAUGUUAUAUACUCACACGAUGUCAUUGAAGAACAAAUUCCCAGAUUCAAGCAUAAUACGAGACAUUGGUGAUAGUGUUCAAAAUGCAGUAGGUACUACUAUGUUAACAGGUUUAGUGAAGUUGCUAUGUACAAACCUUACCAUGACUUCAAUUAAAAAAAUCUUACAAUACUUAAUUGCUAUCCCACCAUUUAGCGAAAAUAAUCAAACGUCGUUAUUAAUUGUAUAUUUGUCGAUGAGAUUAAAAUUCAUUCAAAAUGAAAUUGAAUCAUAUUCCUUUGAUAUUGAUAAUAAUAAUGAUUCUAUGUUAGAGAUUUCGGUAAAGAGACAGAUAGAGGUCGUUAGAGAACAUAUUUAUAUGUCACUUACUGUCUACGACAAGACCUUCGAUGUAUCCACAACAGAUGUGUAUGUACCUUUAAACAUUGCAAAUAUUAAAAACACUGAUAUAACGGAAGAAAUUAAGGAAGAAUCUACGGUAGAAACUAAAGAAGAAUCUAACGAAACCGAGGGAGAAACUAAAAUGGAAGAAGAAAAGCAAGAUAUAGAGGUAGAAACUAAUGACAAUGAAAAUAUGCAGUUACCUUCUAAUGUAAAUGCUACUGUUCAAGUUGAAAGUACGUAUUCCACCCCAGAAGAAAAGACACAGAACAAGGAGGAAGAUAAUCAAGCUGAAGAUAUUGAUUUGGAGUCUAAAAAUGAAAGCACUAUUGCAACCACAGAUGCAAACCUAAUCGAUAAUAAGAGCAAAUCAAACCCUACAAACCCAUUAAUGCUAAAAUUUGUUAGUGAUUGUAUUAAUUUCCUACUCAAGGAAUUAGUUCAUUUUUAUGAAUAUGAUAAAAAUGUUAUCAACAACUCGGUUUGCUUACAAUUAGUUUAUUGCUCCUUUAGACUCAAUGAUCUAAACGGAAACUAUCAUCGCUUAUUCUUAAAUAAGAUUGCAGAGACAAAACUUUUUACCAAUGAACAAUUGCAGCUCGCCAUCGCAAAGAGGACAGAACUUGCAUCCAAGUAUUCAUUUGCAUAG